GGCUCUGCACCAUCAUCCACUACUUUGCCCGUGGGCAGCUGGGCUGGUUGGGGCUGACUGUCGCCUGUGUGGUACCCGGCUACGUGGCUCAGCUCCUCAGCAUCCUCUGGUUCAGGGCAGAUGGCCAUCCACCCGGCUGCUGGCUCCUGGUGCUCCAUCUCCUGCAGCUGGGCCUCUGGAAGCGGUACUGGGAUGUUUUGCGGAGAGUGGCCAAGGCGGGCGGCAGUGCUCACCCCAGGGAGGCGGUGAUGCAGCAUGGGGACUUAUGUGCGCUGCAGCUCCUGGAAGCCCUGCUGCAGACCCUGCCUCACCUGCUGCUCCAGGCCUACGUUGUCGUGGCAGUCGACCCAAUGGGCUUUGUUCCUGGUGUCAGCGCUGGGCUGUCCCUGCUCUCCCUCUCUUGGGCUUUGGUCUCCUACAGCCGCUUCACCUGCCUGCUGAGACCCGGACACCUCUGCCUGCCGGCCACGGCCAUCCUCUGCCUGCUGCUGUGGAGGAUGGGGAUGCUGGGGACCAGGGUCCUGGCCCUGGUGCUCUUCACCAGGCUGUAUUCCUUUUGGGUUUUUGCUGUGGCAGGUGUCCACUGGCUGCUCAUGUCCUUCUGGCUGGUGGCCCAGCAGACAGAUAUCGUGGCCCAGCCCUGUCGCUGGAGGCUGUUCAAUUGCCUGGUGGGAGCCGUGUACAUCUUCUGCUACGUUAACGUCCGGCCCGGUCCUUCCAAACACAGGGUAGCCGUAUUUUACACAAUAAUGCUGAUGGAAAACACCCUCCUGCUGCUGCUGGCCACACAAUUCCUGCAGACAGAGCUGAGGAGCAGCCUGACGGUGACUGGGGCCGUCAUGUCAGGGUCUGUAAUAGGUGCCACAGCUCUGGUGGUUUAUUACAGUCUGCUCCAUCCCAAGUCCGCAGAGAUCUGGCACGGCUUCCUGGAGACAACCUGCCGUGCUGCAGCUGCCGGUGGUGACAAGGUUGCCGGACACGGCUCCCAGGCAGGGCAGAGUUUGGAAAUUUCAGGAGAUGGAGAGUCCUUGGCAGUGGAAGGGACCACAACAGAUCCCAAAAAUGGGAACAGCUCACUGCUCCUGCAAUUCAGAGAGUGUUUGGAAAACAGCUGGACAAACCAUCACCACUGGCUGCUGGUAAAGCUGGCCUUGAAGACAGGAGAUAUGUCCACAAUCAACGCGGCUUUUGGAGAUGGUCACAUGGGAGAGGUUUACCCUGGAGAAUGGAUGAUGCGGAAACCUGCGAGUGCUGAGCCUGGGGCAGACCUUUCCCUCCCCACGAGGCAAAUCGGUCCCUGGGGUGUUGAGUGUGAUCUGACCAAUGAGAAAUUGCUGGCGGCAGAAAAUGGAGGAGACGGCAAACCUGACGGCGCUCUGAGAACGGGAUGGGAUGACAGAGCACAGCAGGAGCCUGUUUUUCACCCAGUUGGAUCCUUUCCCAGCAGCUUCGCCCUGAAUCCAGCCGAUGGCUCCUCUGUGUAUUUCAGUGCCAGCACGGGAGGCAUCACCUCUCCCGGCGUGGGGACAGCCGCAGCUGCCUGCGUGGCCCUGGUGCAAAGGGAUGGCGAUAUCCAGCCUCCUCCAGACUGCCUGGGAGUAGGAGAAGGAUGGGAUUUAUCCCUUGGGAUGGCAGGCAUCAGCCCGAUCCUGGGCACUUGUGCCCACAAGCAUCUGCAGAGCAGCUCUCCCCUUGGCACAGGCGGCUGUGGGGUGGGGGGUCCCCACAAAGGUGGCUCAGAGCCCGUGGAGCUGGAGGGUGCCUUCGUGGGGUGGCAUCAACUUCAGGACACCCACCCUUGUGACACACAAGGGACAGUUGUGAGGAGCAACCUGAGGCUACCGUGCUUCACCUCCACCCCCAAGGCCGACUCUGAACACCCACAGCGAGGACUGGGGGGGCCGGGAGAGGGGACAGUGCCAUCUGGGUUGCUGGAGUGA
Messenger RNA from Eurypyga helias (sunbittern), 1940 nucleotides. It is a transcript of the gene XKR5, whose product is annotated as XK, Kell blood group complex subunit-related family, member 5. Gene Ontology annotation, cellular component: plasma membrane. NCBI's taxonomy places the organism in Eukaryota, Metazoa, Chordata, Aves, Eurypygiformes, Eurypygidae. The annotation marks the transcript as partial. Gene Ontology annotation, biological process: apoptotic process involved in development; engulfment of apoptotic cell; phosphatidylserine exposure on apoptotic cell surface. The record is from RefSeq and is a predicted model, not a curated record. The transcript is spliced from 6 exons.